This is a messenger RNA of Mustela lutreola (European mink), 895 nucleotides long. RefSeq names its product mediator of RNA polymerase II transcription subunit 7-like. The transcript has 3 exons. Gene Ontology annotation, biological process: regulation of transcription by RNA polymerase II. Gene Ontology annotation, cellular component: mediator complex. The record is from RefSeq and is a predicted model, not a curated record. Bases 1 to 693 code for a protein of 230 amino acids. NCBI's taxonomy places the organism in Eukaryota, Metazoa, Chordata, Mammalia, Carnivora, Mustelidae. Gene Ontology annotation, molecular function: transcription coregulator activity.
AUGGUGGUAACACAAAGUGCUCUUCCACCACCCCCAAUGCAGUACGUCAAGCAAUAUACAGAUGAAAAUACUCAGGAAGGCCUAGCUCCCAAGCCUCCACCUCCAAUAAAAGACACUUCUAUGAUGUUUGGCAAUCAAUUCCAAUGUGAUGAUCCUAUCAUCCGCCCUUCAGAAAGUCAGGGUAUCAAAUGGCUUCAUCCUAUGCAGUUUGAUCUCAAGAAGGAACUGAGAAAACUCAAUAUGUCUAUUCUUAUUAAUUUCUUAGACCUCUUAGGUAUCUUGAUAAGGAGCCCUGGGAGUACAAAACCAGAAGAGAAACCAGAAGAUCUUAAGCUGCUUUUUGUACAUGUGCAUCAUCUCAUAAAUGAAUACCGACCCCACCAAGCAAGAGAGACAUUGAGAUUCAUGCUGGAGGUACCGAAAGGUCAAUGUCUUGAAACAGCUGAGCCAUUUCAGAAGCACCUGGAGCGAGUCAUUGAGAUGAUUCAGAAUUGUCUGGCUUUGUCUGAUGAUCCGCCUCAUUCAGAAGCAGGGAUGAGAGUAAAGACUGAACCAGUGGAUGCUGAUGAUAGCAACAAUUGUAUUGGACAGAAUGAACAGCAAAGAGAAAAUUCAGGUCAUAGGAGAGACCAGGUUAGAGAGAAAGAUGCUGCCCUGUGUGUCCUAAUUGAUGAAAUGAAUGAAAGACCAUGAAGGAUGUUUCUUUUUCUUUUUGCUUUUCUCUUUUUCUUUUCAGUAAAUGUCAUAGAUUCGUUAAUUUGCUCUUGGAGCGUCUUAGAAGAGAUAUAACUAGAAGUCAUGUGAAUGGCUUGACUCCUGCUUCACCAGUUAGGAGGUUAGUGACUGUUAAGUGCACAGUAUGGCAAGCAUAUGCAAAUGAGUAUAUAUGUAUACA